CGGAACGGAGCGUCUAUGGAGGCCCGGGAGUUGCUGCUCAUCGCUUUCGCCGGGGCUGUCAUCCGAGAGUGUCUGCCGUAUAAUGUGACUUACCAUAUCGAUGAAAAGAGCUGCAGCGGCACAGAUGCCACAGACUUCAGUGAAGAUUUAGAACGAUGCUUAAAAAACACUUAUUGGGAAGAGAAUGUGGCUCUGGGUGAAAAAAUUGCUUUUGAUGUUGAAACCUCCUGCCAGAAAAAUUGUGAGGAUGUAUCAGCCAGGAAUUAUGAUGUUGUACAUCAUGUACAAUAUGGAGCUGCAGGUACCGGAGCCAGAAAUGUCACAUGCGUUUGGUUGAAUAGGAACUACAUGAAGUGUUCAUGGCGAGCCGGAGAGAAAGCAAGCCCUGACACUUCCUACAGGAUGUCCUACUGGCUUGACUCUAACGGCGAAGCACAGCCAUGCACAAAUAUCACUCACAGUGGAUCUGAGUUUCAGUGUGGUUUUUUAUGGAUCGUCGGGAAUGUUCAGCUUAUCACUAUUUCAAUUCAAGGCAAUUCUGGGAACAUUCAACCCAUCUGCUGGCUUUCACGUUCAAUAAAUUGUUUAGUAAAAUUAGAUCCUCCAGUCCUCUCACUCCACUCAAAGAAUGGCAGUGAAGUAGUUCUACGAUGGACUAAGCCAGUCAAUUUAUAUAGGUUGAAUUAUGAAGUAGAAGUUGAUCACGAACACAAACAUAGGCCCUCAGUGGAUGCUGACAGUGCAACAAUCCAAGUCAAGCCUGAUGUGCCGCACACUUUCCGAGUGAGAGUCAAGUCAACAGCUGGACACUGGAGUGAGUGGAGCAAUACAGUUGAAGAUGGUAGAACUUCCAAGUCUCUUCUUUUGUUAGUUUUAAUUCCUUUAUGUGUGGCUCUGCUGUUGGUCAUUCUACUAAUUUACUUGAAGAGGAUUAAGCUGUGGAUUCUUCCAAAAAUUCCUGACCCUGAAAAGAUUCUGAAGCACAUGUUUGAAGAGCAGAAUGAAAACCAGCCCACACAUGAAACAGCCAAUAACGAGGAAACCCAUUCAUUGAUGAUUGUGGACCCUGCUGGCAAUGAGAAGUGAGGAAACCAAGUUGUGAUCCUUGUUAAACGACUUCUGAAUGUGAACCUAACAUAUGAGGCCCAGGAACUGAUGCUGCAGCUGCUGAAACAUCUCUUGAAUAUUUCACUCAAAAUCCCUUUGCACUAGAAGCAUCUUAUUGGACUAAGCAGUUCCACUGAACGCAAUUACAUUAAUAGCUUUCCUCGGUUGUCACAGAGUUCUACCUUCCUUUUUGUCAUCCUUGCUGUGAAUGUCAAGUCUCACAUUGCCUUUUGUGAAGCUGCAGGUUUGCUUUGGAGUUUUCCCCCUCAUUUUUUUGCUGCUUGAAAAGCAUGAAUUAUCUGGCAGGGCUUGCCUUAGCACCCCGUGGUUCUUGGAUUUUGUUGUUCUGAGCCCUCCCCGGGUCUCUUCCAUUGUGGCUUUGAGAAAACCAAGACAACUAGGCUAAGUGAUGACAGCCCUUAUUCCCAGGCUAGAGUCUUUCUUAUUGCUGAGAUUACUGAAGUAUCUCUUUUUGUCACAAACGCAUGUAUGACGAAAUCCCUGCAGGGGUUUAUACAUACCCUAACUGCAUAUCUGUGGUUUUUAUAUAUGGGAAUGAUAAAAUGACCCACCUACAUGACUCGGACUCAUAAGACUGAAAGAGGUCCCAAAAUGGUUUGUUACAGGGUAAUCUCGUUUUUCAACAGAGCCCCAUGUGUGCACAACCCAGUGGAUUGGAACCUCUAACCUGAGUAUCCCAAUCCUUAGCCAGAACAUCCUGUAGUCAAUGUUCCCUCUAAGGUGUGGAGUCUUGUGAGCAAAAAAAUCUACUUUGUGAGCU
This is a messenger RNA of Gekko japonicus, 1888 nucleotides long. It is a transcript of the gene IL13RA1, whose product is annotated as interleukin 13 receptor subunit alpha 1. The record is from RefSeq and is a predicted model, not a curated record. Gene Ontology annotation, molecular function: protein binding; cytokine receptor activity. Lineage: Eukaryota; Metazoa; Chordata; Lepidosauria; Squamata; Gekkonidae. The transcript has 10 exons. Gene Ontology annotation, cellular component: membrane; external side of plasma membrane. The coding region runs from base 16 to 1086 and encodes 356 amino acids. Gene Ontology annotation, biological process: cytokine-mediated signaling pathway.